GUCUUUUGUGCCGUUUUCUUGAUCACCGGAAGUAGAACAGAGUGACACCUCUUAAUUUUGUACUACUAUCUAACCCCCCUAUCUGACAAACCGGUUCUUGGUUUCAAGAAGUAAAAUGCGUCUCAUCAUUCGUACAUAAGCAAGAGUUUUAUCCAAAUUUUUAACUUUCAGUUAACGUUACUGUUACAACAGCAAGUACUGUGUAGUGUAACCAGCUCCAGUUUAAGUGAUAUCACAAAGGGGGACUUUUAUCGUUGUCCGUUAUCCACCAGUGCAACAUUAGCUGGGUGGAAGGAAACACAAAUAAAACGUGAUCCAUUAGCUAAUAAUCCUUUCUGUACGUCGUUAUUUCGACCUGCCUCUCGCUACCUGAACAGACAUGGCUACUAAUCCUCCAGGACCAGCUUUACCAAACAAGGCACGGAUGGCGAUCCUGGCCGAGCUGGAGAAGGAGAGGAGGCGACUUUUAAAUGCUCCUGGAGCGAGCAUCUCGAUGUCCAGACCGAGUCUGAAGGAGUUCAGAGACAACGCAGAACAGCAACACAUCGCUGCCCAGCAGAAAGCUGCCCUGCAGCAUGCACACACACACUCAUCAGGCUUCUUCAUCACUCAGGACUCCUCGUUCGGGAACCUCAUACUCCCCGUCAUUCCACGCCUGGAGCCGGAGUCUUGACCUGUUCACCCGUUGUCCUCCUGCUGCUGCCACCCGGUGUGACACAAAGCAUUCAAACAACACACGUGCGCACCAGACCCACGUGUCUCCCACUUUCCCUCUUUUAAGUCUUUGGAUUAACGGACGGUUGUUUUGACGUGUCAUAAACGAUCUCAGGGGAGUGUGAAUCUGUCAUUUUUACAUUUUCCAGACCAACAAAGCUGGCUGCUGAAUUCGGGAAAGCUUCCGGGGAAAAAAAAAAAAAGUCGGAAGAAGGUUCCAGACAUCCUGUGAAAUUGAGCAGCAGAUAAAAACAAAAAACACAGAAAUACUGUAAAUGCUAUCCUGCUCUGUUGCCUUUCACCGCACUGAUCCAUAAAAUGCACAUUCGGUCAGGGUUUUUACAUAAAUGGGUUUGUGUCAAUAUUUGAUAAUAAAAUUGUUACAUUCAA
Messenger RNA from Anarrhichthys ocellatus (wolf-eel), 1104 nucleotides. It is a transcript of the gene inip, whose product is annotated as ints3 and nabp interacting protein. The record is from RefSeq and is a predicted model, not a curated record. The transcript has 4 exons. Gene Ontology annotation, biological process: DNA repair. Lineage: Eukaryota; Metazoa; Chordata; Actinopteri; Perciformes; Anarhichadidae. Gene Ontology annotation, cellular component: nucleoplasm; nucleus; SOSS complex. Bases 380 to 673 code for a protein of 97 amino acids.